CCCUGGUGACCGAGCUCCGGCUUGGGCAGUACCCUCAGGUGGGAGCGCGGGCAGCCAGCAGGCCGCAGCCAUGAACGGCACGGAGGGCCCCAACUUCUACAUCCCCUUCUCCAACAAGACGGGCGUGGUGCGCAGCCCCUUUGAGUACCCGCAGUACUACCUGGCGGAGCCCUGGCAGUUCUCCAUGCUGGCCGCCUACAUGUUCAUGCUCAUCGUGCUCGGCUUCCCCAUCAACUUCCUGACGCUCUACGUGACCGUCCAGCACAAGAAGCUGCGUACGCCCCUCAACUACAUCCUGCUCAACCUGGCGGUGGCUGACCUCUUCAUGGUCCUGGGGGGGUUCACCACCACGCUGUACACCUCCCUGCAUGGAUACUUCGUCUUCGGGCCCACGGGAUGCAACGUGGAGGGCUUUUUUGCCACCCUGGGAGGUGAAAUUGCCCUAUGGUCAUUGGUGGUCCUGGCCAUUGAGCGGUAUGUGGUGGUGUGUAAGCCCAUGAGCAACUUCCGCUUCGGGGAGAACCACGCCAUCAUGGGUGUCGCCUUCACCUGGGUCAUGGCCCUGGCCUGCGCUGCACCCCCGCUCGCCGGCUGGUCCAGGUACAUCCCAGAAGGUAUGCAGUGCUCGUGCGGGAUCGACUACUACACCCUCAAGCCCGAGGUCAACAACGAGUCCUUCGUCAUCUACAUGUUCGUGGUCCACUUCACUAUCCCCUUGGUCGUCAUCUUCUUUUGCUAUGGGCAGCUCGUCUUCACGGUCAAGGAGGCAGCUGCCCAGCAGCAGGAGUCAGCCACCACCCAGAAGGCAGAGAAGGAAGUCACCCGUAUGGUCAUCAUCAUGGUCAUCGCUUUCCUGAUCUGCUGGGUGCCCUACGCUAGUGUGGCCUUCUACAUCUUCACUCACCAGGGCUCCAACUUCGGGCCCAUCUUCAUGACCAUCCCGGCGUUCUUCGCCAAGAGCUCCUCCAUCUACAACCCUGUCAUCUACAUCAUGAUGAACAAGCAGUUCCGGAACUGCAUGCUCACCACCCUCUGCUGCGGCAAGAAUCCAUUUGGUGAGGAAGAGGCCUCCACCACCGUGUCCAAGACGGAGACCAGCCAGGUGGCCCCGGCCUAGGCGCUGCCUGCGACUGCGGCUGUAGGAGAAUCGCACCCCCACACCCGCCCCGAGCCACAGCCACCCACC
This is a messenger RNA of Elephantulus edwardii (Cape elephant shrew), 1186 nucleotides long. RefSeq names its product rhodopsin (gene RHO). Gene Ontology annotation, biological process: G protein-coupled receptor signaling pathway; visual perception; phototransduction. The record is from RefSeq and is a predicted model, not a curated record. Gene Ontology annotation, cellular component: photoreceptor outer segment; membrane. Gene Ontology annotation, molecular function: G protein-coupled receptor activity. The transcript is spliced from 5 exons. Lineage: Eukaryota; Metazoa; Chordata; Mammalia; Macroscelidea; Macroscelididae. Bases 71 to 1117 code for a protein of 348 amino acids.